AUGGAUAAGUCAUUGACGCAUGGUGCAGCCGUAGAGGCCAGUGGGAGAAGAUUCCUAGCUCGCGACAUAACCUUUGAGAACACGGCUGGCCAUGCGAAGCACCAAGUCGUCGCAGUCCAGGUAGGUGCCGACUUCACCGUCUUCUACCAGUGCGCCUUCCUCCCUCACCAGUUGUCCUCUAGGUCCACCGCAACCGUCAGUUCUUCAUCAACCGCCUCCUUGCCGGCACCGUUUACUUCAUCUUUGGCAACUCCGCUGCCCUAUUCCAAGACUGCGAGAAGAACAUGGUCAUCGCACAGGGACGGGUUGACCCAGAACCAGAAAACCGGCAUCGUGAUCCAGAAGUGCCGUAUCGGAGCAAUGAAGAACCUGGAGUGGUACUGCCUAGCAGCCAAAUAUGAAAGUGGAGGGAACACUUGA
This is a messenger RNA of Neltuma alba, 420 nucleotides long. Its product is annotated as pectinesterase 2-like. Gene Ontology annotation, biological process: cell wall modification. NCBI's taxonomy places the organism in Eukaryota, Viridiplantae, Streptophyta, Magnoliopsida, Fabales, Fabaceae. Gene Ontology annotation, molecular function: pectinesterase activity. The transcript has 2 exons. The coding region runs from base 1 to 420 and encodes 139 amino acids. The record is from RefSeq and is a predicted model, not a curated record.